Molecule: messenger RNA, 1117 nt
Organism: Vicugna pacos (alpaca)
Lineage: Eukaryota; Metazoa; Chordata; Mammalia; Artiodactyla; Camelidae
Source: RefSeq, a predicted model, not a curated record
UUAUCUUUCUGAAAAAUGGAGAGUCACCUUAAGGUCAUUACAGUAGAGAUAAAAAGUCCAUACAUUCUGCUCACAGGGCCUUAUAAAUAUUACCUGCUUCCUUCACCAGAACAGAAGGCUGGUACUGUCACAGCCUUGGUGACAAAGGGUCUCCUUCCUGGGGACCCAGUCCUGCAGCCCGGGGCAAGAGGCCCCACUGAGGACCAGGUGGAGAUCCUGGAGUACAACUUCAACAAGGUCAACAAGCACCCGGACCCCACCACGCUGUGCCUGAUCGCGGCCGAGGCCGGCCUUUCGGAGGAGGAGACCCAGAAAUGGUUCAAGCAGCGCCUGGCCCAGUGGCGGCGGUCAGAAGGCCUACCCUCAGAGUGCAGAUCCGUCACGGACUAGGGAGAUGGUGGGCAUUGGUGGCUUCCCUCCAUGAAGACCAUCUGCUGUUUCUCUUGUCAGCUUAACCAAGCUAUUUUGGUUUCUCAAUGUAAUGUCAUAUGUUCCACUGUUAGCUGUCCUGCUACUUAACACAACGUUGUAUUUUUUUAAUGUACAUAACUAGAAAAGAAAAUAACAAUAGGAAGCUGUGUGCAGCUUCUGUGGAAAGCAGUAGCUUGGCUGGAAAGUGCUGUGGCUUGCAUUUUCCUUCCGGUCACGAUGACAGAUGGUGUGAAAACCAUCUAAGUUUUCUUAUGAUCAUCACCUCCCAAUAACAGUUUACUUUCACCAUCGAUUUCAGAGCAGGCAAAGCCUCUGUUAAAAAGAUAACAUGACCAAGAAGAAGACAUUUCCUUCCAAUUCUACUUCCCUAAGUCACUUUCCUUGUGUUUCAUUUAAUACAUGGGGAUUGAGUGAGAAUAUAGGGGGAUAUUUGAGUCAUUCAGAUUUCAUAAAGGAGUUCCUUGGAUUAUAGCUGCAUUCACUUGGAAAGCACCCAGUGAGGCUGGAAGACAGAAACUCCAACUGGCAGAAAAAUCAAGUAACGAAGUGAAAAAAAUCCACAAAAGUCUUGAAUUUACCUUAUUUAAAUGCAUUUGUUAAAUGUUAUUUUGCUUAACAAAAUGAACUGCUUUUUGUUUCUAAAAUGAUAUUCUAAAUAAAACCUUCACGUUUUGUUGAAAAUGCA